Molecule: messenger RNA, 5407 nt
Organism: Leptopilina boulardi
Lineage: Eukaryota; Metazoa; Arthropoda; Insecta; Hymenoptera; Figitidae
Gene: Sema5c
Product: semaphorin-5B-like
Exons: 16
Coding region: 593-3835 (1080 amino acids)
Biological process (GO): negative regulation of axon extension involved in axon guidance; positive regulation of cell migration; axon guidance
Molecular function (GO): semaphorin receptor binding; chemorepellent activity
Source: RefSeq, a predicted model, not a curated record
CCACCACGUCAGAGCAUCAACAACCUACACGACCAAGCGAAUGGAAAGUUCUCCUUUCAUCAUGAUUUGGAGUCGUAUCAGUACAUACCUAACCGUUCUCGGGCUUUGGUACCUGAAAGUACCCAACCUAACAGAAAUAAACGUCUUUGUUGGUAUUACUGUAACGAAAAAAAAUGUAUUUUUAUAGUAAUAAUUUAUGUUAUAUUCAAGUAUAAAGAUAAGAACAUACAAUUUCUAUAAGAUUAUAUUUAUAUAUAUAUAUAUAUAUUUUUUUUUUCUAUUUAUAAAUCAUAAUGAACGGUACCCAAGCUCCCUUCAUUCCGCAUAAAUGUUUUUUAUCUGUUGCGAGAAGAAAAGAUUUAUUUGAAUGUUUUUUCGUGUGUGGAUUGAAAUGAUUGUUAAUAACAUGUUUAUUAAAAAUUUUCUACUAUUAGUGAUGAUAAUGAUAGAGAAAAAUAUGUGCCAUGAUAUUAAAAAUCAACUAUAUAGACAAUAUACAAAUUGGAAAAAAGAGAUGUUUACUCAAUCUUAUUUUAUCCUAUAACUGAAACUACAUUUCUGCAUUUGGAGCAAAAGUUAAUGUGAAACAAAAAUGAAAUACCAAUUGGGAUUCGUAUUAAUUUUACAACUUAUGACAAUAUGUUGUACCUCAGAAGACUUUCGGCACAUUUUAUAUCAAGAUUUACUUCAAGAUGGAAAGCUGUUUCAAAAAGAAGGGGUGACCACGUAUUCUCAAUUAUUGUUCGAUGUAGCAAGACAACAAGUGGUUGUAGGAGCACGAGACAAUCUUUUUCGUUUGACUUUAAACAACUUAACUCAACUGGAGCAUGCAUCAUGGACCGCACCUACUGAAAAAAUAUCAACCUGUCAGGAUAAAGGGCAAACUUCUGAAGAUUGUCACAAUUUUAUAAAAGUUUUAUUGAGCAAUGAAAAACAAGUUUUUACAUGUGGCACUAAUGCUUAUAGUCCGAUGUGUACGUGGAGAGAGAUAGAGAAUAUUAAGAAUGUUAUUGAUUCGCUAUCAGGAGUUGCAAUGUGUCCAUAUUCACCUCAUGCUAACGUGACAGCAAUUUUGAGUAGAUCUGGUGGUUUAUUUGCAGGAGCACCAACUGAUUUUUCAGGUGCUGAUUCCGCUAUUUAUAGGACGUUAGAAUAUCCUAAUCUUCGAACGCAUCAAUAUGAUUUUAAGUGGCUCAAUGACCCACAGUUCGUUGGCAGUUUUGAAACAGAAGAACACGUAUUUUUCUUAUUUCGGGAAACAGCAGUGGAAUAUAUUAAUUGUGGAAAGAGAAUAUACUCUAGAAUAGCGAGAGUUUGUAAAAAUGAUCCAGGUGGGCAGACUUUAAUGAGAGAUACUUGGACUACAUUUAGUAAAUCUCGUUUAAAUUGCUCAUUACCAGGCGAGUUUCCAUUUUACUACGAUGAAAUUCAAGGUGCAGUGUAUCAUCCAGAGGAAGGGACAGUUUAUGCUACGUUUACAACUCCAAAUAAUGCAAUAGCAGGAUCAGCAAUAUGUGCUUUUAAUAUGUCGGCUAUUUUGUCGGCUUUUAAUGGUCCUUAUAAAUAUCAAGAAAAUUCCGGUUCUACAUGGGAAAGGCAACCAGUACCUCAUCAUAAUCGACAACAUUGCGGCCAAAAGCUUAAUAGUGCACCUUACCAAAUAAUGAAUAACCAUAGGUAUCAACUAAUGGAUGAUGCUGUACAGGGUAUUACUCUAAAGCCUUUGCACACAAGUCGUGAACGAUAUACACAUAUUGCUGUGGAUACAACCCCAACGAAAUUACAUCGUAGUGUAAUUAUACUUUAUGCUGCAACAACGACAGGACGUAUUAAAAAGAUCUCCGUUCUACCAGGAGCACAAGAAACGUGUAUAAUCGAAGUUUGGGGUCCAUUACCUUCGCAACCAAUAGUUCUACAGUAUCUCAAGGAUACACAUAGUUUAUAUGUAGGGAUGGAUACAGGAUUAUUUAGGAUAUCAGCUACUCAAUGUCAUCGACACCGAACACGAUCAGCUUGUUUAAAUGCAGAAGAUCCUUAUUGUGGAUGGAAUGAGUUAACAAUGACUUGUGCACAAGCUCCUGAUCAGAAUCCAACUGUCAGUCAUUGGCAUCAAGAUAUAACAAAAUGUCCUGUAUUAAAAGAUUCAGUAGAAGGAGGUUGGAGUAGUUGGAGUCCAUGGCAUUUUUGUCAACAUGAAUCUACAGAAUCUGGUUCUGAAAAGUCUCAACACGCCAAUUCUCCUCAGAAUGAGAAUCCAGAUAGUUGCCAAUGUCAAAUUAGAGAAUGUAAUAAUCCUCCACCAAAACAUGGAGGAAGUAAUUGUGAAGGACCAAGAGUAAAAGUUACAAACUGCACUGUUCACGGUGGGUGGACAUCGUGGUCUACCUGGUCAUCUUGUUCUCAAACUUGUGGUCUUGCCAUGAAAACUCGAAGACGUACUUGUACAAACCCUUCUCCUGCGUUUGGUGGUCGAGUUUGUGUAGGACAUGAUCAUGAUGAAACUCUUUGUAUUGAUCUUCCACCGUGUCCGAAUCCAGCUCAGUCAAUUUUGUCUUCAGAAAAUGGACAGUGGUCAUCAUGGGAAUCGUGGACUACAUGUUCCCGACCAUGUAAUGGAGGUGUACGAAUUAGAAGAAGAACUUGUGACACUUCAAUAACUCACGAGAGCAGUGCUGACUGUCCCGGAUGUAACUUUCAAGUUGAGCAUUGUAACAGUCAAGCUUGUACAGAGACAAAAAAAUAUUCAAAUUGGACACCAUGGAUGGUCACUAACUUGACAACGCAAGCUGAAGAAGUUGAUUACAUUGAAAAGCGUUAUAGAUUUAUAUGCCGUGCUCAAAUUGACAACCCUUCUAGUUUACGUAUUCACUUGGGAAAAGAAGAAGAACGUUAUUGUAAAAAAGAUGGUUCUUGCUCUCGUGGAAUAGGAUUAACAAAUACGGACAGUAAUCCAGAAGUUGGUUGGUCUGAAUGGUCUCAUUGGUUUUCAUGCAAUCGUGUAUGUGCUGCAGGUUCUCAGGCUAGAAUGAGGCAAUGUGAAUCACCUCCUUGUGAAGGUGUGUCAAUGGAAACAAGAGUUUGUGGUCCAUUUUCAUGUCGUGGAAAUGAAAUGAAAAAGAGUAAAGCUGAAGGACCCUGGUCCAAUUGGUCGAAUUGGUCACAGUGCUCUACAUCUUGUGGUACUGGAAUUCGAACAAGGAAAAGAGAAUGUACAUCACCAAAUUCAUGUGAAGGGCCCAAUUUUAUUAAAGAAUUUUGUAAAAUGCCGAACUGUGAUACUGCUUCUGAUUGGGAUAAUUGGUCAAAUUGGUCUAACUGUAAUUUUGAUAAUCAGCAAUAUAGAAAACGUAAGUGCCUUGUACAUCAAAAUAAUGGAGUCUGUCAAGGUGCUAAUCAAGAAGUUCGUCAAUGUUCUUAUAAUGAAUUUAUCAAUAACCUCUCUCCAAAUGUUCAAAUGGCAGGUGUAUCUAUUGGAGCAGUUGUAGGAAGUUUCAUCGUUGGUAUCAUCAUUGGCAUGAUUUUUAUGACAGUAUUGAGUAUAUUUUACAUGAAGCGAAAAGCAUCACAUAUUGCAGGAAGCCCUCAUUAUAUAACAAAACAGAACCCAUACGUCAUAGUACCACUAAAAGAGGUGACUCCGAAGCGCUUGUCUAGCUUUUCAUCUAAUUCAAAUAUGAAUGGUACUUUAAGGGGAAAAAAUAAUUCUAAUAUAAAUGGAGUCGGAAGCCCGAAGCUUUAUCCAAAAAGUUUAAAUUGUGAAUCAGCCACAUUAAAGCGCAAUAGCCAUAAACAACAAUACAAUGCUGCAGACGUUGAUCAAGACAAAUACUAUUGAUAAGUAACAAAGUAUUUAAAUAAAUUAAAUUUAUAACUGUUGGAAGUACAAAAAUCUUUAUUAAAUUGCAACGUUGGGAUGAUAUACGAAAAUAUGGUGCAGGAAUAUUUAAACAACGUUGCUGAACAAAUUUUGCUCAUUAUACCGUAUUCGCAAAAUACUCUCAGAAAUUUUUCAUUUCUUUCAAAAAUAUCUCAUUCCGCCAUUGAUCGAAUUCUAGGACAUCAUAAAGUGUUUUAAAGAUAAAAAAAGGUCUUAAAAUAAUACAUCUGUUUUUGCAGUGUAAAAUUAUCCUAUACAUUUUUUUUAAAUAAUCUUAAUCUCAAAAACGACUUCAACUUGAUUUUACAAUACAAUAGUCAGGAUAAAUACAUUUUUAUUUUUUGAGAAUGUAAAAGUACAUAGAAUUAAGAUCCUUUUUUAAAGACUUUUUGAAGAUUUCUCACUCAGCUGAGUUUCUUGUCUGAACUUUUACAGAAGUUGCUGCUUUAAGCUUGGUAAGUUUUCACUGCUAGUGUCGGGAAGCUUAAUCAUAGCAGAAAAAUGUCCUUUUGCGCAAAAAGAAAACUUCCUAAGUUGGAAGCAACAACUUCUAUUAAGGUUCAGACAAGACGCUCUGUUGUUUGGGUUGCGUGAGAAACUAUAUUAAAGUGAUAGCGCGCUAUAAUGAGCUUGUGGCUUUAUAGGAAGAAUCAAGAAAGGAAAUUAAGCGUUAGUAAAAGUAAUGCAAUUAGACGUUCGUCUUGAGACUUUUCUUCAUUUUUGUAUCAUGAUUGAAAAAGUUGUACUAGAAUUGUUAUUUUCUUAAUUAUAAUCAACCGCAAAACUACUUUACCACUAGGUAUCAGUGCAAGAUAUGUAUAUAAACUCCAGUUUCUGAACAAUCGCGAUCGAAUUACAAAGACUGUAUUCAUGCUCCAUGUCUUUAAAAUUUUAAUAUAGCAUAUUUGUUCUCAUAUUUGAGACUUGUUAUCGUUAUCUUUUUAUUAAUGUAAAAAAUAUAAUAAAUGAUCACCAUUACAAAAGAAGGAGUAAAAAUUCUUCCUCUAUUAUGGUGAUAAGAAUUUAUGAUAUGAAUGAUUGUUGCUUUGAAAAUCACUGGUUAUAUAUUUCGAAUAUAUGUCAUUAACAAAAUAACUUUAUUGAUGAAAAAACUUUAUUGUUAAAGAAGCAGAUGUUGUUUUUUUAUAUAAAAUAUAUGAGUGAGUGUGCUGUGGAAACAUAAAAAAAUGUUUUUCUUGACUUGGAGUGAUCGAUAUAUUUUACUUUACUACUAAUUUUUUAUAUUUCGUAUACAUUUAGAAUAAAUACUUUGAUUGUAAGACUGCGAAUAACUUAUAUUUUAUUGAGAGAAAGUUGUUUUAAAGAAAAUAUAAUAACUGCCAUAUUAUUGGUAAGCUUUUAAUUGUAAAAAUGCAGGAAAAUAUUUUAAGUUAAAACUUUUUUAUCGUUAUUAUAAAUAUAUUGAACUAGUCUGUACAUUCCUUACAAAUUUACAUAUUGUUUAUUAUGCGUCAAACUAAAUGUAAACGAUUUUUUCUAAUACUCUAUUUUGUUAAAACAAGUAUUACA